CGCCAGACACAUCGACCAACAUGCCCUCCUAUUUUUUUCGCCCAAGUGUCCACCUAUCUUGUCAUGUAAUCACUGUAAAGCCCUUGUCCAUUGAAAUAAGUAUUUUAUAAAGUUAAAAAAGCAUUCAGCUUCUCAAAAUAAAAUGUUAAUGACUCCCAAUUUAAAAUUUAUUAAAGGAGACUUGUGCGGGGGAGGUAAAAAGAACGGCGACAUUAAUCAAAACAUACGGCCAUACCGUAUUUUCCUAAUUUCGUCCAUUUACAUCACAAAACGGCUGUAUAUCAUUCGUCAAACUUCUUUAACAUGAUAUAGAGUUUGAUUUAGGAUAGAAGAAAACCAGACGCGACAACGUGAAAGCCUGAGACUUAAAUUAGGUCAUAAUACACCGUGUGUGCGCAGUGGUUGGAACAGCCAACUAUUCGGCCGAGAGACAUUGGUGCGCAUAGACUACAUGUGUGACAACAAGGAACGAAGAGAGAGAAACCUAGUGGGAUUUUAAUGCUGUGUGAACAGAAAAUAAGCUUUGAUGGAACACCUCGCUCAUCAGGGUCUUAAUCCCCAUGUACAGCGGGUUCUAAAAAACUUUCAAACGACUGCAAUGAGGAGUUUACAGGGACCAGGACCGGGCGGGUUUCCUAGCCUGCUCUCGCCCUCCGACAUGGCUGAGCUUGAGGAAUACCGUAAAGCCCUCGUAAAGAAACUUCCAUCGGACAAGGGUGUGGAUUUUGAAUCUCUGAGGGUACCCCCUCCCCCUUUCCCUAUCCAGCAGAUGCCGGUUUUCACUCCUGUGGACACGCCGAGUAAAAGUGAAAAAAUUGAAACGUUACUCGAGGAUGAGAGAAUUGCCUGUUUUUUAGUAGGAGGUGAAAAGAGGUUGUGUUUACCACAAAUUCUAAAUACUGUAUUACGUGAGUUCAGCUUACAACAAAUCAACGCUGUUUGUGACGAAUUACAUAUUUUUUGUUCGAGAUGCAAUGCCGAGCAGCUUCACAUUCUGAAGGUGACGGGGAUUUUGCCCCUAAACGCACCGAGCUGUGGACUUAUAACUAAGACCGAUGCUGAACGUCUUUGUAAUGCUUUGCUACAUAGAACGCCGGAAAAAUUCAACGAGCCCCCUUCGCCCGAUAGCUUCAAAGUCUAUCACGAGUGUUUUGGAAAGUGCAAAGGCAUUUUUAACCCGGAAUUGUAUACUAAUGGCGACUCUAAAUGUAUCCAAUGUGUGGAUUGUUUGGGAUCGUUUAGUACCCAGAAGUUUGUGUGUCAUUCUCACAAAGCCCUAGAAAAUAGAACUUGUCAUUGGGGGUUUGACUCGGCUAACUGGAGGUCCUACCUCCUCCUCGCAAAAGAUCAAGACGGGAAGGAUAAGUUACAAGAUAUUCUCGAACGAAUGAAAAUCAAGUUUGAUUCGGGAAACAAGUACAAGCGAAAGCAGACAUACGACAGCGAAACAUUGGACUUAAAGCGAGCGAAGAGUGAAGAUAGUGCUAGUACAUCAAGCAGUGGAUCCUGGGCAGAUUCAGUGUCAGGGAUGCGUGGACUGUCUGCCUUCCGACCAUGGUCACCGAGCUUGCUCAUAGCGCUCAAGGAUGGGAAACUUUUACCAGCGGCGCCCGCCAUCAUGAGGGAAGGACUAAGUGGCAUCCCCCCACCAUAUCUACACACAGGGCCCCCAGUUCUGCUCCACCCUGAGAGAGUUAUCCCCCUUUCAGAAUCAUCUAGAUACGAAAGAGGAUUUGCCCCAAAUGUUUCACUGGCCCCGGCCUCGCAGCAAAAGCUUGAUCUAGACGAUGUCUCGGAAGACGAAGAGACUCCGAUUCCGCACAGGAAGCUGACAAUUCCGGAUAAAGUAACAGUUACGUCCCUAAGUGUGGACAAGCAGACUUCUGAAUAUCGAGAGUGGGAGGUCCUUAGCGAGUCGGAAGAUUCUUCACAGCUGUCUGAUGGAGAAGAAAAUGGUUCUACACUUUCCCCCAAAUCAGCAAAGGUUGUGGAAAUCCAGGAGAUGGAAAUGGUCCAGCGGGCUCUGAACAGAAAAAUCGGAAGCUCUCAGGAAGAAAAAGAGGAUUUCCUAAAAGACUUCUCAAAUUUACAGAAGAAGCGUGAAGAACAACUAAACAGAUGUAUCCAAUCAAAAAAAUCUCUCAAACAGGAGUUAUCUGCCCUUAAGUUGUCUACGAGGGAGAAGUUACAGCGACUAGCCGACCAGAACGAGAAGCUAGAGAAGGACAUGGAGAAAAUGAGGAUAGAAUCGGAAUGUCGUUUGGAGGAGGCACAGGAUGACAAGGAGAGGCUGUUGAAGGAAAUCAAACGCUUGCAAGGGAAAGACAACAUUGAGGCAGUUAAACUUCUGCAAAUGAAUCGGGAGAUUACAACACGACUCCAGCAAUAUGAAGCAACUUACACACAGGUGCGCUGUGAAAACCUGCUGAUGCAGGAAGAGUUACAGAGACUAGGCGUACUGGUGCCUGACCUCUUGUCUAAGAAAAAGUACAACGGGCAUUAUACACCCUCCAAGGGGUCAUCAGAGGGGCGCUACACUCCGUCUAAAGGGUCCCCCGACACCUCUCCCACCGGUGCCACCCCACGACACCACAGCAACCAAACAAUGUUCAUCAAGAAGGAGAGGGACACUUAAAAUACACAUCCCUCGCAUGACUUACAAGGGGAAGUAACUCUCACCAACUUUUAUGUUGUGAUGUUGAAGAUCAACAGAUAAUGGUCCUGGUGUUUUUACAGUGUAUAAAGCUUGGAGUAUGUUCAGUACGAGCAGUACUGCCGUGUGUUUGGGCAUUAGUAUGGAUGGGUCAAUAGAAAAAAUAUUCUGUUUUACGAUGGAAUUAUUUUUCUUCCGGAACAACAAGUCUAACAUGACAGCAAAACAGUAGUUGUGUUUUCUACAACAUGUUUUGAGCAACAAGAAUCCGACACUGAACAAAGACAGGAGUUGUGUAAUAAUAUAUAUAUAUACAGUUUAGUGUUGUACAAUUUUAUCGGCCAGUGAACCUGUAAUGACGACUUAAAGGCAGACUUAAUAAUAGAAAGGACUUAUGUUAUAUUUAUCGUGGAUAUCAUCAAUAUGUUUAACUCAUUCAUUGGACAUUAUCCUGCAUAAUUUACGUGUGUUUUUGUGACCUUCCUGCGUAGAGAUUGUUAUCAGGAUAACAUUGGUCCACAUCCCAACCUUUUCACUGUUGUGAAUAUGAAAGAAGAACAAAUUAGUGAAUUCAUUCAUUUAUUGUGUUUGUAAAAAAAAACUUGCAGAGAAAAAGAUAGUGUAUAUAUAUACGUAUAGAUAUAUACACAUUAAAAUAACAAUUCAAUUUUUUUUCUCUCCCUGAUGUUUUCUUCACAAUUUCUUCUUGGACUGGAAGGAACUGUGAAAUCUGAUAUGGCUGUGAUGUUCAUCUGCUUGUAAACAGUGCUUCGUAGUGUAGUAUGUAUGUGUGUGUGUGCAUAUAUAUAACUUUAUGUAUUUUUUUGUGGUCAGUUAUCUCCCUUAUGUCGAAGCUCUCUUAUGAGGGAGGUUCGUUUUGUUUCAGAAUGACAUAUUCUCCCACCAAGAAAUUCUUUUUUGAGAGUUUGUGUGGGAGAGUUUAAUCAUUAGUAACAAAAUCACGCCUCCUUUCCACGGGAUUUCUUUUUCCUGAAGUCUCUUGUUUGGAAAUAUGCUUCCCCAUAAUAGAAGGGGGGAAUCAUUUGUGUGUAAAUAACUUUGAAACAACCAUGAAUAUUGGUCGUGUAGAAUAAUAUAAAUAACAUAGUCUCUUUUGCUGACAUUUUGUUUUAGCAAAAUUCUCAUCGUUUAGUGAAUAUUUUUGCUGUUUUAUGAAACUAGUAAGACUUUUCAUUUUUCUCUAUUUGAAGAACUGGAAACAUUUUGAAAAGGUUUCAGUUUUUUGAAAAAGAUAAAAGUGAUCAUGUCAUGAUCAUGCCCCCAUUUGUUAAAUUGAUCAAUCACCGAACCAUUUGGUCAAUAGUGGUGUGAUGUAUAUAGAUACGAAUGUUAUCUAGAUCAAAUUACUGCUAUUGUUCGUUGACAAUAUGUGUUACAUUUAUGACUAUUAUCGCUCGUUCUUAUCUUUGAUAAUUCCGUGCAGUAUUUUGAGGACUGUGUGUUGUAAUAUUAUUAUUAUUACUACUAUUAAUGUAGGAGAUUUAUGUGUAAAAUGGCAUUGGUUUGAUUGUGCUAUCAACAUUACGGGUCCAUGGGCACAGUCUGCUACUUCAGGUUUUAGUCACAGGUGACACAGUUGAAGGGAAUUCAAGAUUAAAUUUUUGUCUAAAUCAACAACUGGAUGUUAAAUGUGAAUUAUAUUCCAGGUUCUUAUACAUAGAAAAAAAAUCCAAUAUAUUGGCUGAAAAGUUGGAAAGUUGAUUUCCCUUUAUCAGUGUCAGUUGACCUCUGAAUUAGUGCACAAGUGAUGACAAAAAUGAGGCUUUUAGCGGUGCUAUCACUAUCUCAUCAUGGGUUGUCUCCAUUUGUCAAAUCUUUUCAUUCCUAUCUGUGUGUAAAGGAAAUAUCCCAUUUCAUUGAUUCUUGCUAUUCCAUCUAUUGUUUAGGGUUCAGAGGAGAAUGAGUAAGAUUUUUACGAGGUUGGAUGGCUAAAGAUCAAGUAACAAAAUGUUUUAUAUUAUCAGGAGUGAACUGAUUUGACUGGGAGGGUUAAUUUUUACUAGCACUGUAGCCAGCUUCCCCUGGAAAUGGUCAGUGGGUUAUUAUUUUACUGUGUUUUAUAUGUCGCAGAACAACGGGGAAUUAGGAGUUAACUCCUCCUUAUCUGGGGAAUGCAAGAGUUACUUCCCCAUGGCAGCAACUACAAUGAACUUCUCUUCCAUUGCAAGGCAGCUGGUCAUAUUAACAGUCCUGCUCGUUUCAAACCAAGGUUGAGGCAGAAAUCCUUAAAGAUGUGUAACUUAACUAAUUCACCCCUGAAGACCCAUUUGAACUCUUCCAAUUUAAUGGUUGGAAUAGAUCAUUAUGGAAUUUCGGGGGUGAAUGUGUUCAGGGUUUACUGGCAACUACUCCAACAAAGUAAGCUGACUUGCAGUGUAGAGAAAGCUAGAUUUUUACAGAAGUGAACAUCGACAUGUUAAAAAUUGUGCAACUUCUGUCAGCCAAUCAGAGAGAGGAUAUAUAAGUAGUUUAGGGCUUGUAAUACACAAUCUGAUUGGUUGUUCAAAAGCAAACCAGGGUGAUAAUAGUGUCAAGAAAUGUAUUUUUUUCUCGUUCAAGAGAGGAAAUUGUUUUUGUUAUUAUUAUUUAUUUUUUUUGCAAUGAAGAAAGUUGUGUUUUGCAUGGACAAAACUUGCUAUUACAUCACUAGAAAGUUUUAGCUUUUUUAACUGUUAUCGAUCAUGCAUGCAUCCCGUCGGCCCACACUACACCAUCACAAGGGCACCUGUUGUGAUAUUUUACGACACUCAGCGCUGGAGGGGCUAUACUGUUAUUCAUGUUACCAGUUAUACAAGUCUUGUGCCAUUCCACACUCGAGAUAAACAGACCCCUCCCCUUUUCAAAAACAAUAGUAGAAAACUAGCACUCGCCACUAAAUCACUUAAUAGUUUUCUGUUUUCUGCAACAUAAUCUGAAUGGUGAAUAAUUAUAAUAAGUCCUCCCUGUUUCAUGUCUGUGGCACGUGCACUGCAAUCUUAAGAUAAUGGGCAAAAUUAUCUAAUCCUACAUGUACAAACUACGACGUAAUUGGUUGAUCUCGGUCCCCUCAUAUAUAAGAUAAUAUUAGUAAUUUUAACUGGAGUUCGGUUAUUGCAAGUAUAACCUUAAGGAAAAGGACCUUUCAAACCUUUUUCUCAUUUCAAUUUUAAAUGAGUUAUAGAAAUUGAAAAAAAAAAGGCUUUCAGAAUUCAGUAUGUAUUUUGAACAUUGUUUGAGAAUUCAGUAUGGUUUUGGAAUUAGGAUUUAAUUGUCAUUUUAGAAAGGAAAAAGGAUUUUUUUUAAACUGAAUACCAUGCCAAAUUUGAUAGAAAAGUUUUAAGCCUUUCCCGGAGGAGGCAAGGUUUGAGAACAGUUAUAAUCUGGCAGAUUAUGAGGUAAUAUCACUAGAAGCCUAGCCGUGUCUUUAUUGAUUUCUCCUCCACAUGACGCCUCGUCGGUCGGCUGGCUGGCGUACAUACAAGGUCCCCCCAUUCACAAUCAAUACAGCACCAGUGUGUCUGUGGCAGAAGACUUGUCGUAACUUGCGCACUGAAGCUUUUGUUUUUUAUUAUUGUAUAUCUGAAGUGCUUGUUGUGAGGGCAGAAGGUGAUUGAAUCACUGAUCGCCCGACAUAUUAUAUAUAUAUAUAUAUAUUUAUCUCAUCCAUAGAGAAAGUUGAUGGUCACUUUCACGUUCCAUAUAAUUAGAUAUAAAUAUGUCAUAUAAUCACAUUUAAUCUCAUCAUCAUCAUUGUCAUCAUCUAUCUUCAUGGAAUUGUGCAUCAUAGUCUGUGUAUGUUCUCAAAUUCAGUGUAUACAUUUUUCAAAAUAGAAAAAAGCUGUCCUGUUAUUGACUGC
This is a messenger RNA of Mizuhopecten yessoensis (Yesso scallop), 6510 nucleotides long. RefSeq names its product ski oncogene-like. The record is from RefSeq and is a predicted model, not a curated record. Gene Ontology annotation, molecular function: SMAD binding; DNA-binding transcription factor activity, RNA polymerase II-specific; RNA polymerase II cis-regulatory region sequence-specific DNA binding. Gene Ontology annotation, cellular component: nucleus. NCBI's taxonomy places the organism in Eukaryota, Metazoa, Mollusca, Bivalvia, Pectinida, Pectinidae. The transcript is spliced from 7 exons. Bases 527 to 2635 code for a protein of 702 amino acids. Gene Ontology annotation, biological process: negative regulation of BMP signaling pathway.